Hippocampus comes (tiger tail seahorse) is the source of this 4780-nucleotide messenger RNA. RefSeq names its product collagen alpha-3(VI) chain-like. The coding region runs from base 398 to 4696 and encodes 1432 amino acids. Lineage: Eukaryota; Metazoa; Chordata; Actinopteri; Syngnathiformes; Syngnathidae. The transcript is spliced from 9 exons. The record is from RefSeq and is a predicted model, not a curated record.
CCUUCAGAUCCAGACCAAACAGGGCUACAGUAUGCGUCUGCUUUUCAUUUAGUCCCCACUCCAUCUCCUGACUCCCCCUUCUUCCUCUUUUGCCUUCAGAGAGAAGUGGGUGGGAGGAAUCGAGUGAGACGGCAGAAUUCCAAGACUUUGGAAAUUUGUCCCAUCCCAGCCUUGAACUCGGCGCCACUGCUCCUCUGGGUCGAGACCGGGAGGGUGACUGCCUGCCUGCCUGCCUGCCUGCCCGUCCCGAAACCCACCCCCUCCUUUCGGACCUUAUCAAGAGGAUAAUGAGCACAACUCUGCUUGCUGUCAUUGACGACUGAUACGAUUCUUUUCUUUUCUUUUCUUCCACUUGAGCAGCAAGUAGAGUGUGGAGCGGCUGCCGCAUCCGUUCAGGAUGACAAGGCACCGGUUGAUACCACUCUGCGCCCUCGUGGGGGUCCUGCUUGCAGGAUUUCUUCCAAAACUCGAUGCGCAGGAUGCGCAAGAUUCCGCAGACCUUGUUCUCUUAAUUGAUGGAUCGCAGAACGUUGGAGCAGCAAACUUUCCAUAUGUUCGUGAUUUGGCAUUGAGAAUCGUUGAGCGCCUCAAUCUGGGCAGGGAGGCUGUUCGGGUGGCCUUAGCCCUGUACCACGACAACCCAGAGAUUAAAUUUUAUCUCAGUAGCUAUGGGAGCAAAGCAUCCGUCCUGGAGGCUGUGAAGGAACUUACAUACUCAGGGGGUCCCCAAGCGAACCUGGGCCUGGCCUUGGAGGAAGUAGCCCAAAGCCUUUUGAGCCAAUCGGCAGGGGGCAGGGCAGAGGAGGGCGUACCCCAGAUGGUGGUUGUGAUCAGCGCUGGGCCAUCCACUGAUGAUACCGGUGCUGGUGACCGGGCCCUUAGGAGGGCCGGAGUUAUCACGUUUGGCGUGGUCAUCGGUGAGACCGCCACUCCAGAUCUGGAAACAAUCGCUACCGAUAGGUCGUUUGUCCUGUCGGCCCCUGAUUUCACAGCAGUGGGGAACGCGGGUGACCAGCUGUCGCCGUUGGUUCAGGGUGUGGUCCAGCGCACCAUUAUAGUACAGAAUGAGUUCACAGAAGUCUUGGACAUUGGAAAAAGAGACAUCAUUUUCCUCCUUGACAGCACAAUGGGCGCCACCGUUAUCAACUCCGUGCGCGAGUUCAUCCGGAGGUUCGUUGAGACCAUGCCCAUCGGCCCGGACAGCGUGCAAGUGGGUUUGGCUCAGUUCAGCAACGUCCCCCGACUGGAGAUAGACCUCAAUUCCUAUGGAACCAGGGAUGAACUCAUGGCCGCUUUGGGUCGAAUCAAACCGAGACAAGGCCAGGCAGUCAACAUCGGAGCAGCGUUGGACUUUGUGAGGACAGACAUGCUGCGGCCCGACAAGGGCAGUCGCCUUCAACAAGGCGUCCCGCAGCUUUUACUCUUAAUGACAACUAAAAAGUCCACAGACGACGUGACCGGGCCGGCCAGGGCUCUGCAGCAAAUGGGUGUUCUCACCUUGGCCGCGGGUUCCAAGGCGGCCGAUGAGCAAGAGCUGAAUCAGAUUGCCUUUGACGAAAGCGUCGUGUUCACGAUGAGGGACUUCCGUAUGCUACUUCGCAGCCCAAAGUUGAUCAUCAACGCACUUUCCACUCUCGCUGGCAUCGUGGUGACUGAAGUGCCCACUGAGCCAGUGGUGGAGAUAACAACGGUGCAGACCCAAAGAGUGGUCAGAGACAUUGUUUUCCUCGUGGAUGGCUCCAACUACAUUGGCAGCAAUAACUUUCCAUAUGUGCGAGACUUCAUGAUUAACGUGGUCAAUCAACUGGAAGUGAACCCAGAGAGAGUCCAAAUUGGCCUCAUGCAGUUUGCCGAGCAGCCCAAAAUUGAGUUUUAUCUCAACACCGCACGCGACAGGCAAGAUGUUGUGGACCGAAUCUCGCAACUGAGAUUGAUGGGAGGCUCCUUUUUGAACACGGGUGCCGCCAUGGAAUAUGCUCUCCGCAACAUGUUCAGCGUGGCAGCGGGCUCUCGCCAGAGGCAAGGAGUCCAGCAGGUGCUGGUUCUCAUCACAGGAGGUCCGGCCCAGGAUGAAAUGAAGAGUGUUGCUGAUAAGCUGGCUCUUGGAGGUGUUCUGACCUUUGCGGUCAGUUCCGGGCAAGCAGACCAGACCGUGCUGCAAUCAGUGGCCUUUGUACCAGACUUGGCUUACCAUGAGCCAAGUUUCUCUUAUUUGCCAGCCGUGGCUGAACAAAUCAUGCCAAAGUUAAUCACGGUGGUUGGUGAUACGAAUCUGGAAACAGCCACUGAAGAACCUGCGGUUAUCGGAUUUGAAAGGGAUGUCGCCUUCCUUAUUGAUGGUACCGACUCCGUUCGGCCAGACUUUACAUACGUCCGGGAUUUUAUCCUCAAAGUCAUUGAACCACUUGACAUCGGGACUGACAAAGUGCGAGUUGCGGUGGUUCAGCACAGCGAGAGGCCAACACCUAAUUUCUACCUGAACACCUAUCAGACCAAAGACGAGGUUGUGAGAGCCGUCAGUCAAAUGACACUGGCCGGAGGACGCAGUCUCAACACGGGCUCAGCUCUGAAGUUCAUGCGGGACACUAUCUUGUCCGAGAGAUAUGGCAGCCGCAGGGCACGAAGUGUUCCGCAGUUUUUGAUCGUUCUGACCGGAAGUAGAUCCAGGGACAAUGUGAAAGAGCCUGCCGGUGCGCUGAAGACUGAGGGCGUUGUGCCGUUUGGCGUCGGAGUCAAGGAUGCGGACCGAAGGCAGAUCGAGGAGAUUUCGCACAACCCUUCCUUUGCCUUCAAGGUGAAGGAAUUUAGUGAGCUUGACACCGUGCCUCAACAACUCAAUACCUAUGUGAGCCUUCCGCCAACCCAGCUAGAGAUCAUCCUCCGGGAAGAAUCCAGGAAACAUGAUGUGGUGUUUCUGAUUGAUGGAUCAUAUGACUCACGAAACAAUUUUGAAGCCAUACGCAAAUUUAUUGAACAAAUGGCGGAAACCUUGAGCCUUGAUGACAGAGACCAGAUGGCUGUCGUUCAGUACAGCCGCAAUUCCACCGUCAAUUUCUACUUGAAUUCUUAUUCAUCGAAGACGGAUGUGCUCAAUUCCAUCCGAACCAUGGGGCAUAAGUAUGGCAGACCCCUCUACCUUGGCAAAGCACUGGAGUUUGUCAGAGACAACGUAUUUGCAGCUUCGGUUGGAGGCCGACGUGCAUCUCUGGUUCCUCAGUAUCUGUUUGUUUUUAGUGGUGGCAGAUCCAAGGAUGACGUAAGAGGACCAGCACAAUCACUCAAAGAAAGUGGAAUAAAGACGUUCUCUAUUGGAACAAACAAUGCAGAUACAUUGGAAAUGCUAAACAUUUCUUUUACGCCAUCAUACUAUUUUUCCGUCACAAGCUUUGCAAAUCUGCCAAGUGUUCAUGAAUCUAUCAGAGCAAUGUUGAGAGAUAUCGAUGAUACGACUGGAUAUCCGCCUACCGUUGGUACUUCCACAGGUACACAAUUAGAACUUGGUGGUCCUGCUGACAUUGUUUUUCUACUUGCUGGAUCUGAUUAUAUGCGAGCAAACGAAGGAUCGGUUUUGGACUUUGUGAGACAGUUUGUUCAAGAAGUAGAAAUUGGACCAAGCAAUGUACAAGUUGCUGUCAUUCAGUACGGCACAGAGGCCACAGCAGAGUUUGUCUUGAACUCCUAUGGACAGAAAGAUGAUUUAAUGACUCACCUGAGCAAUGUAAAACUAAGAGGAGGGUCCACUGUGAACACUGGUGCGGCCCUUGACUUUGCUAGAAAUUACGUGUUUACUGCAUCAGCUGGAAGCAGAGCUGAGCAGGGAAUCCCUCAGACAAUGAUUGUCUUAAGUGGGAAAAAGUCUGAUGACAAUGUUGCAGAGCCACUGGAUGGCCUGAGAGAUGCUGGCAUUGUCCUUUAUAGCAUUGGAAUACAUGAUGCAGAUAAACAAGAAAUGGAGGAAAUAUCACACAGUGUUGAAACUGCAUAUUUUAUCAACGAAACAUCUAUCUUGCCAAUGUUGACAAAGCAUUUACUCUCUGCAAUUUUAUCGCGUGAAAGCAUACACAACACUGAUGCUGCUGACACUGACACCAAAAAGGAUAUUGUAUUCCUUCUGGAUGGUUCUGAUGGCACAAAGAAUGGAUUCCCUGCUAUGCGUGACUUUGUUGAGAGGGCAGUAGAGUCAUUCAAAGUGGGAGCAGAGGGAGACCGUGUCUCUGUGGUCCAGUACAGCAGAGAUGCAGAGGCCAAUUUUUAUCUGAAUACCUACACCACAAGAGAGGAUGUUAUCAACGCAGUCAGAGGCCUGAGUCACAGAGGAGGCAGACCCCUCAACACAGGGGCUGCCCUACGAUAUGUCAGGGACAAGAUCUAUACAAAGGCCUCAGGGAGUAGACGUGCGCAAGGUGUUCCACAGAUAUUAAUCUUGCUAAAUAGCAGGCGGUCUUUUGAUGGUGUUGAUGAGCCAGCUUUUGCUCUCAAAAAGGAUGGCAUCUAUACAAUAUGCAUUGGAACUCAGAGCUCUGACAAGAACGAGCUGCAGAAAAUAUCCAAUGACAAAAGCUAUGCAUUAGCAGUACAUGAUUUCGCAAGCCUACACAAUGUCCAAGAACAGCUGUCCUCUGUAAUGAGAAGAGUGCUAAGGGCAACAUCCAUGACAACAACAAUGACUGGUAAGCAAGUUCUUCAUAUAACAUGAAAACGGACUUGCAUUGAAGUGUAUAAACAGGUUUAUGAUUGUAGAUAUUAGAACUUUAGAUCUUAAUAGAGUGUCUCAUUUUUU